AUGGAAGCAGGCGGGACAGGCGAGCAGGGUAAGCCAGAGACGGGGCCAGUCUGCAGCAGCCUCCAGCCUGAGAGCUGCCCAGCCGCUGGGACUCGGACCUCCAUGGCGGCCAUGAGCACUCAGCCCUACGGGAGCUUCUCUGGUGCAGGAGUGGGGAGACCAAGGCUUUCUUCUCAAGGAGGACAGAGAGGCCACCCGCACUCCCGGCGCCGCCACCGCACCACCUUCAGUCCAACGCAGCUGGAGCAGCUGGAGUCAGCCUUCGGGAGGAACCAGUACCCUGACAUCUGGGCCCGAGAGGGCCUGGCCCGGGACACAGGCCUCAGCGAGGCCCGCAUCCAGGUCUGGUUCCAGAACCGCAGAGCUAAGAAGAGGAGGCAAGAGCGAUCACUGCUCCAGCCGCUGGCUCAUCUGUCUCCAGCCAUCCCCUCUGGUUUCUUGCCUGAGGCCCCUGCCUGCUCCUACUCCUACCCAGCACCGUCUCCACCAGGGACCUGCUUUCCUCACCCCUACAACCAAGCCCUUCCCUCUCAGCCCUCUUCAGGUGGUUCCUUUGCUCGACCCCACCGAUCUGAAGACUGGUACCCAACCUUGCACCCAAACCCUGCUGCUCACCUGCCCUGCCCCCCGCCCCCACCCAUGCUUCCCCUCAGCCUUGAGCCACCCAAAUCCUGGAACUGAGCUCAAACAGGUGCCAUGGCCUUCAGAAAACCUGGAGAAAACUAGGUGGUUUCCAUCCCUGCUAAGAGUAAAGUAGAAAUAUGGUGAGGGCCACUCAGAGAUUGGGAAUUUACAAAUGGGUGAUUUUUGAGAGAAAUUAGGGAGGUGAACCUACUGGAAGAUAUAUAUAAG
Molecule: messenger RNA, 852 nt
Organism: Phyllostomus discolor (pale spear-nosed bat)
Lineage: Eukaryota; Metazoa; Chordata; Mammalia; Chiroptera; Phyllostomidae
Gene: PROP1
Product: PROP paired-like homeobox 1
Exons: 3
Coding region: 1-681 (226 amino acids)
Biological process (GO): regulation of transcription by RNA polymerase II; pituitary gland development
Cellular component (GO): transcription regulator complex
Molecular function (GO): RNA polymerase II cis-regulatory region sequence-specific DNA binding; DNA-binding transcription factor activity, RNA polymerase II-specific
Source: RefSeq, a predicted model, not a curated record